CGCGUGCCAGCGUCGCAGAUGGGGGAACGCGCAUUUUAAACGGCCUGGUUGCUUCUUUUUCAGACCCGCCUAUAAUAAUAAAACAGUCUCAAGUGUUAUAUUUGCGUUUUUUUUUUUUACAUUUUCGAGCAACUGUCGGUGUAAAAGCCUUGUCAUCCCCCAGCAAGCUAAGAAGCCAGGACAUAAAUGCAUGAAGCAUGAUAUAGCCGGACACGAGGUAGAAAGCCUUUCUGAAAGGUCAACUGUGGUGCCUCACUGGUAGAGCCAUCUGUUGUAAACAUUAUCGUACAUGGCGAAGCCCCAGCCACAGGCCGGAGACCGCCUGGCCUCCCCAGACGGAGGAUGGGGUUGGGUGGUGGUGGGGGCUCUGUUCAUGGCCUCGGCCCUGGUGUUCGGCCUGCUCAGGAGUCUGGGUGUCUUCUUUGUGGAGUUUGUGCAGUACUUUGAUAAGAGCGCCCAGGCCGUGUCCUGGAUAACCUCCAUCGCAGUGGCCAUCCAGCAACUAAUCAGUCCAGUGGGCACAGCGCUGUGUCAUGCGUACGGGGCACGGCCAGUGGUGAUGACGGGUGGCUUUCUGUCUGCCUUGGGCCUCAUUCUGGCCUCUCAGGCAACCUCCCUCACACAUCUUUACCUCACAAUGGGCCUCAUCACAGGUUCGGGCUGGGCUCUGGUCUUCGCCCCCACUGUGGCGUCGGUCAUGCAGUACUUCACCCGCCGACGCUCCCUGGCUAUGGCGCUGGGCUUCACGGGAGUGGGCCUGUCCUCGUUCGCCUUCUCUCCCUUCUUCCAGCUGCUGGUGAAGCUGUACGCCUGGAGGGGGGCGCUGCUGAUCCUGGGGGGCCUCAGCCUCAACCUGAUGAUCUGUGGGGCCCUCAUCCGGCCCCUGCCUGCCCCUAAAGCCUUGGAGCAGAAGAUUGACAAAGAAAAGAAGAAAGCCUCAUGUAGCUCCUUCCUCAAGCGACUGUUCAUCUACCUCGAGCUCUCGCUGCUGGGCGAGAAGGCCUUCCUGACCUACGGCUUGGCCGUCACCCUGUUCAACUCCGGCUACUUCGUGCCUUACGUCCACCUGGUGGCCCACAGCCGGCACGUGGGCUUCUCCGAGUACCAGGCGGCCUUCAUCAUUUCGGCCACGGGCGUGACGGACCUGGUGGGGCGUGUGGUGUCGGGCUGGCUGUCGGACCUGCGCCGGCUGCGGCUGCUCCACGUGCUGUGCUUGUGGACCGGGCUGACCGGGGUCUUCAUGGUGCUGCUGCCCAUGGGCUCUAUCCAGGGCUCCUACACGGGUCUGCUGGUGAUCAGCCUGGCCUACGGCUUUUGCGCUGGGGCCAUGACGCCGCUGGUCUUCUCCGCGGUGCCCGACAUCGUCGGGAUGCAGCGGAUGCUGGGCGCCCUGGGUCUGCUGCAGCUCAUUGAGAGCCUUGGGGGGCUGCUGGGACCGCCGCUGUCAGGGUGGCUGAAGGACCAGACGGGCAGCUACACUGCCUCCUUCCUGGUGGCGGGGGGGUUCAUCCUGGCAGGGACCCUGGUGUUGGCAACCUUGCCGAACUUCUGCUCCUGCAGCCCUCCCCCGUCCCCGAAGAACCAGAACCACGGCCAGAACAAAAGCCCCGAGUGUGGGCUGCAGUACAAUGCCAUCCUCUCUCCAUCCCCAUCUGAGACACAACCCAGAACAGAACUGUUGACCCCCUCCCAGCCCAGUCUGCAGGACCUUCAGAACUGCCAACCGGAUCCACAGCUUUCAUCUCUGAGCACGCCCACAGCUGACCCGACGGUGCUGUGAAACUCUUGGCAUGGAGAGGCCAAUGGCUGUAGUGGUGAGGUUCAGAACCUGUUUCCUUUCUUAGAAACAAAUGAGCAAAUAAAUGUCAACGGGCAGCAGCAAGCCAGCUACCAACAGCAGCCACCCAAAUAUCUCAGAAUCACUAUGUGGGUGGUGUUACAUGCUGUGAUCUUGUUUUUUAAAAAUCGCACAGUUUUGAAGACUUUGUAGAGAGACCAGCAUUACAACUUUAUGAAAAAAAGAGAAUGAAUUUGAAAGAUGAGUUUGUUUGAAAGCUCAGAGAAGUAGAGAUAAGGAAAAUAUUUCACUCUCACCACAGCAAUCCAGUAGCCCCCUCCAGUACCCCUUACUGAGAGAAGGCUUGUUUCCUGUAGCCUGAUAUACAUUUGCUUUUAAAUAUUGAUUUGAUUGAUGGAUUAUUAGUCCUGAGGAAUAAUAACGUAUAAUCAGUGUCAUAAAAGGGAUGUUAUGAUAUAGCACAAGAUCAAUUCAUUGCUGUAAUGCACAACUUUAUUUGCACCAUAUUAGAAUAUCUUUCUACCAUACCAUCUCAGGUUCAUCAACGCAAUGUGUUAAGAUAUCACAUUAUUUGUUCCAUAAUAAUAUAUAAGCUGAAUUCUCAAGUAUGUGCUUAAUAUCUGUGUCAUCCUGAAAUUUGUGUUAAAAUUGAUCAGCUCCUGAUAAAACAUCUCAGCAUAUCACAGGUGAGUGUGAUUUAUGAUUUAGAUUUCUAAUCAGUGGACCAACAAAAGUUACAUUACUAUUGUUUAUGUUUUUAGUAUUCUUGAACAAAAUCACAUUAUUCUUACUGAACAAAGUGCAUUCAGGUCUUGCAUGUCCAUGGCAACUUUGUUAGCAUAUUUCUUAUCAAAAUGUUAUUGCACUAAAUGUUAAGAUCAUUCACCUCAAAUAUAAAUUAUUGUAUAUUGAUAAUUGAAGCAACAUAGCGCAACAAAUGAAAAAUAGGAUGCAAAGCUGCUUCUACAUCCAGUCAAGUAAUCAAUGUGCAAUAAUCACAUGGUCAGCAGUGGAGGGCAGCCAUCACUAACACAGAGGAAGAUGUAGAACAGGGGAUUACUGUUGUCUCAGAGCUGAGUGCCUUACUUUUAAUAUCACAGAAAUAUAUGCCAAACAUGGUUCUGCCAUGCCAAGAUACAGUAUUAAGUAGCGGAGAGCGUCUUCACGUUAUUUUUAUGUGUGCUUAUGUACAUUGAUGUACUUUUUUGGUUUUCACUGUUCCUAAGUAUGUUUUACCUUGCUAGUUGUUCUCUAUUAGCUAAAUAUUAAAAGUACUUGUAUCAAACUGC
Molecule: messenger RNA, 3087 nt
Organism: Conger conger (European conger)
Lineage: Eukaryota; Metazoa; Chordata; Actinopteri; Anguilliformes; Congridae
Gene: slc16a13
Product: solute carrier family 16 member 13
Exons: 7
Coding region: 290-1780 (496 amino acids)
Biological process (GO): monocarboxylic acid transport; transmembrane transport
Molecular function (GO): monocarboxylic acid transmembrane transporter activity
Source: RefSeq, a predicted model, not a curated record